This is a messenger RNA of Physcomitrium patens, 1923 nucleotides long. RefSeq lists its product as uncharacterized. Gene Ontology annotation, cellular component: type III intermediate filament. Lineage: Eukaryota; Viridiplantae; Streptophyta; Bryopsida; Funariales; Funariaceae. The record is from RefSeq and is a predicted model, not a curated record.
UGCACUGCUCGUUUUUUUUCGGGGUAGCUCUGUUGGGGGUGUGUAGAACUAGGAUUUUAUGAAUUGCCUGUCUCUGCUGUGCUUGGCCAUCUCUCUCUGCGUCCUCAGUCAGUCUCCUUCUACAUCAUCGCGGCCUUCUCUCUGCCCUCUCCCUCUCCCCUGCCUGCUUCCCACCCCUCCUCCUGCCCUCCUUUCGAUGCCACAUCCGUUGCCCCCAUCUUUCCUCAUUUCUCUGCUUCGAUCACUCUUCUUCUCCUGUCCCCGUCCCUCCUUCAUGUAGCCCUCCUCUCUGUCUCUGUUUCGCGUCCUUCUCUUCUCUUGCUCUUACCCACCCCCCUCUCAUUGUUCCCUUUUCUUGGCAUUUUUCUGCAGGAGUUAGCACGCCCUCAUUUUCCACCUUCCCAGCGAUUUCAAGUUAUGGAGGCCAUGGCUCCUGAUGAGAUGGACCAAGAUUAUCGCCAAAAGAGUGGGCAGGAGGAGCUAGAAGAUAAGGUGCAAGACCAGAUAAGGGCGAAGGGACAGGAGGUAAGAGACCUGAGAGAGGAGAUAAGAGCGAAGGAAGAGGAGAUAAGAGGGCUGAGAGAGGAGAUAAGAGCGAAGGAAGAGGAGAUAAGAGGGCUGAGAGAGGAGAUAAGAGGGGUGGAAAAGGAGAUUGUCAUUGCUUCGGGAACAGAGGUGAGAAAGCUGCUUGAAGCGAAGCUGCAGUUCCUACGGCAAGAAAUAAGCAGUAUCCGGCAUGAAAUAAGUAGCCGCGAUCAACAGAUAGUCAGCCUCCGGCAAGAAAUUUGCAGUGUUCGGUCUGUGCAAGAAGCGCCGGCAUCGGCAGGACUGUCUUUAGGUGUUCCUGAAAAGCUCUUGCAGGAGUUGACAGAAUACCUGGCUGAGCAGAAGGCGAAAUCCAAGUCGAAGAAAUCAGUUCAGUUAUCGUCUGUGAGCCAGUAUAUUUGGGGUACUCUUGAACGGCAGGUAGGCUUGAAAAUGAUGUUUAAUGAGAUUGAUCCUAAUCCCGAGCACUUGAGUGAUCUGCCUGCAUUCGGUUGGGACGAUAGGCAGGAGAGGUCACAGGCUGAUAGGUACAUUCCUCACUUAAACAAGAUAGCAAGUGGGCGGAAGUGGAUGCUGAUAGAUGCUGCAAAUAACUAUCCAACCCUUCUAUCUGGUUUUCUUGGUGGUUGGAAUUUUAAAGGCACCACAGAUGUGGCUUUUGUACAUCGGAUAGUACUCAAGUCUGAUCCACGCCGUGGGUUGAAGUGUAUCUUCGAGCUGAAGAAAGAUCUUCGAGGUGGUCGUGACAAGGCUAUUAUUCAGACUACGAUUAGGCUUGUGAUGGCUAAUGUUUUUGCGCAGCAGUUCAGACCUUUUGCUGUUCUUACCGACCUUGAUGAUUUUUGGUCCUUAUACUGGAUGGAUGCAUCAACAAUAUAUUGGUUUACUUUUGAGUCGAGGGCUAGUGCUGUUGGGUACAUUAAGGAACUUCUGCAGGAUUCCGACAACGACAAAAUGGGAACUUCUGAGGCACUGGCAAUUCAUGCACGUCCACGUGGUGAAGAUGAAGGUCUGCUAUUUGUAAAGAAGCGAAGGAUGUAUGAGCCUCCAGAGAUGGAUAACUUGAAGGAUUUGGUUGGUUUAAUACCUGAUGAAGAAAUCCUGAGUGCUCGAGUUCAACUUAGCGUUCAGCAGCUUGAGAAGCUGCUGCACAUACCCUUGUUCUCUGGUGUACCAGAUGUGGAUGUGCCUUGGCCACAUAGCAUGUACUGUUAGGAGGAAUUAUUGGAACUGUUUGGAAUCACCGGUCGCUUGUCAACAGAUUUUGUUGCUUUUGUACAUAUAUGCGAAGCUCUUGGUGUAAUCUAGAAUUUUUGCAUCGGUUGCUGUCUUGCCAAUGUAAUGCCCAUUCAGUGGAAUAUGAUGUAGUUACCUUCA